AUGUUGAAAAAUACCACUAAGUGUGAUAAUAUCAUAAAGCGAGAACAAAACAGGGUAUUAUUGCAAAAAAAAUUAUCUAAAGAUUCGGUUACAUCUACAAAAUUUUGCGAUUCUUCUGAAGAAAGAGAAGGAAGCUCAAAUACUAGUAGUAACGUAAGUUUUAAAAUAUUGGAAGAAUCGAACAUUACAAAGAAUUUAAAUGAAGAUAAGAGUUAUUCAUUUGAAUGUGAUAAAGAAGAAACUUUGAGAAAAGAUUAUAAAAAAUUAAAUAAAAAAAAUUCGAACAAAAUUAAUAAAUCAAACUCUUUAAACCAAACUAACGAAGAAAUUAUACGCGACAAAACAUCUGUACAAAACAAAAAAAUUCAUCACGAAGUUUUGGAAGAACAAGAAAAAGACAAUUCUAUUAAAUUAAACAAGAAUAAAGUAGGAAUAUAUUUUGAUAAUACAACAAAUAGCAUUAAUAAUAAUAUACAAAAGGAUAAUUCUGAUACAUUAGGAACAGAAUCUUAUAGCACUCAUAAAUCAAAUUUGAAUGAAGUGUUAAAUGUAUCAGGUGAUAAUUCAAAACAUCUACUCGCACCAAUUUCUUCUAAUGAUAUUAUAAAGAAAGAAGAUAGUAAUAUAUAUUAUAAUUUAAACGAAAAUAGUACAUAUUAUUAUCCAAAUAAUAAUUCAAAAAAUUAUAUAAAUAAGUUUCUCAAUAAUUAUAAUACACCCAACGUUGUAGAUUCUUUUUCAUACUGUGGUACGAAUUUUCAUUCGGGAAAUAUUAGUACUUCUUAUAAUGACAGAUAUUUGAAUGGAUAUUCGAAUAAUUAUAUGAUUAACAAUUCGAUUAAUAGUUCUAUUAAUAGUUCUAUUAAUAAUUCUAUUAAUAGUUCUAUUAAUAAUUCUAUUAAUAAUUCUAUUGAUAAUUCUAUUAAUAAUUCUAUUAAUAAUUCGAUUAGCCAUUUUAAUACUUCAUAUCCAAAUAGUAAUAAUAAUAAUAAUAAUAAUAAUAAUAAUUUGAAUUAUAGCAUGUCUAAUAAUUUUAACUCCUAUCCGAAUAACAUUUUGAAUUAUAAUUUAAAUAAUCAAUUUAUUAAUGCAUAUCCAAUUAAUAAUUUGAAUUAUAAUUCGACUAGCCAUUUUAAUAUGUAUCCAAAUAAAAAUAUGCUUAUUAAUGACACAUUAAAUAAUACAAAUAGCUAUAUAAAUAACAUGAAAUAUAGUGGUAAUAAUAUUAUGAGUGAACAAAACAAUAUAUUAAAUGAAACAGAAUUUAUAGGUUCAUACCAUAAUAGUAGUGCACCUAUAAUAAGCAAUCAAGAAAAUAAUAUUAGCAACUUAGGUAAUACCUCUGCAUAUGUGAACGAUAAUACAACAUAUGGUAAUAUCUCUGGAAGGAACAUGUACUCUGGUGUAAUAAAUUAUGAAAACAUAACGGAUGAUAAUAAAAUGAUUAAGAGUGAUAAUAAUGUAGUGCCCACCAUAAAUACAUUUUAUAGUAGUAAAAAUAUAGGUGAGAGUACGAAUGGAAAUGUUGUUGUAAGGAAAAAUUAUGUUGAUAAUACAUAUGAUAACAAUAGUAAUGAAGAACAUUCUAUUGAGAAUAAGGAAAUUUAUAAAUCAAAAUCAGUAUCAGUAUCAGAAAACGAAACAAUAAAAAAUGACAAUGUUUCUGUGUCGGUUUCUGAAAAGGUUAGUUCCCAUACUGAUUAUUCACGCGCUAAGCAUAGUUCUCAUGUAGUUGACAAAAGAAUAGUACAUGAAGGAUUUGAUACCAUUAAGAUUCCAAAAUAUAGAGAAGUAGAAAUUGUGGAAAAAAUUGUCGAAGUUCCAGUAGUACACAAGGUUAAUAAAUAUGUGAAUAAAUAUGAAAUUAAAGAGGUAGAGAAAGUGGUUAAGAAACAUAUAAAUAAAUAUGUGGAAACGAAGAUAGAAGUACCUGAAUUACAUUAUCAAGAUAAAAUAGUAGAAGUUCCUGAAUUACAAGAAGUAAUAAAAAUAAUAGAAAAACCUGAAAUCAAAGAAAGAAUUAUAUAUAAAAACAAAAUUGAGACAAAAAUAAUACCUAAAUAUAUUGAAGUCCCUGUAGUAAAGAUAGUGAAUAGAUAUGAAGAAUAUGAUGAUGUUGGAGAAGUCGUAAAAGCAGUGCCAGUUAAAAAAAUUGUCGAAAUACCAAAUGAAAUAAUAAAGAAGGUAAAGGUACCUGUAAAGAAAAUAAUUGAACGACCUAAUUACGUCCCAGUAAUUAAAUAUAGAGAUAUUCCUAUAGAAAAGAUUAGAUAUGUUCCUAAAAUAGAAACAGUUGAAUUAGUAAAGAAGAUACCUAAAAUAAUAGAUGUUCCAGUACCUGUAAAAGUGCCCAAAAUUAAGGUUAUCGAUAAACCAUUUUACGUAAAUAAAUAUGUGGACAAGCCUGUGGUUAUACCUGUUUCUAAGACAAUAAAACCAGUAUAUAAAUAUGAGGGUAAAAAGAUUAUAGAAAUACCAAUACACAAACCAUAUUUAGUUACUCAUGAUACGGUAGUUAAUAAGAAUGUGGAAAAUAAUAUGAAUAGUGGAAGAUAUUCUGUAUAUGCUAAAAGGUUAGAUUUGAAUUCAUUUGAUCCUAUAAAACGAAAUGAAUUAUUUAAUUUGGUAAAUAAGGACAAUAUAAAUUUUCAACGAUCAAUGAGUGUAGAUGAUUUCGUUAAUAAUAAUAGUUAUGUUGAUGGAAAAGAAAAGUACACUGACAAAUUAAAUGAAAAUAGUGUUUUUAAUAAUUAUAAUGGCAUAGGAAAUAAAGAUAAUCUGGAUAAUAUGAAUAAAAUAAAAUUUACACAAAGUUUGAAUAAUAAUAAUAAUAUGAGUACUACUAAACAUUCUAAUAUGGAAGUAUCAUCACAAGGAUAUGGUUACAUAAAUGAUGGAAAGGAAAAUAUGUAUAAUAAUUAUAACAAUAUGAAUAAUUUAAAUAUUAAAGGAAGCGAGGAUGCGUCUUUUCAUACAAAGAAAAGUAUAUUUGAUAAUUUAAAUAAUGAUAAUAUUAAUAAUAUUAAUAAUAAUAAUAAUAUUAAUAAGAAUUAUGAGGAAAAUAGAAAAUCAUCCUAUGGUACGAGCAUACAUAAUACACCUAACAUUUUACCAAAUAGACAUAAUUCUAUGUAUCCUUCGAAUGGUAAUCAUAUGGGAGAGUUUAUUUCAUUAAAGUCUUUCCAAAAUAAAAAAUAUAGUAAUAGUACAAUAGUUGAUAGUGAAAAGGCUAUGAAUUAUACGUAUGGUAACUUUUUAUCACCAACUGGAGUGUAUAAUAAUGGAUUAUAUAUGGAAAACAAAGAUAAGAACAAUAUGGUAUAUGAGAAUAAUAAAAAGGACAUGAAUACAAUAAAUUACAAUAAUAAUAAUAAUAAUAAUAAUAAUAAUAAUAUUUAUUAUAGUGCGAAUAAUAAAUCACCUAACAAUAUUCACAAAUUAAAUAUGAGCAAUUCAAUGAUGAAAACGAAUACAUUUGGAAAUUAUCCCAACAUAUACAGAAAUAGUUAUAUGGAAAAUAAACCGGAGGAUAUGUAUUUAAAUAGGUACACAACAAAAUCUAACAUCAUCAACAACAACAACAACAAUAAUAAUAAUAAUAAUAAUAGUAAUAAUAGUAAUAAUAGUAAUUAUUUUUAUAAUGGUCGUAAUAGUAGUAUUAAUAAUGCUUUUGCUUAUAAACAAUAUUAUGACAGUAACAAAAAUGGAAACAACCAACAUAGAUUAAGUCAUCCAAGUAAUAUGGUUCAUAAUAUCAAUAAUUCUAGAACAAGAAGUCCAAGUACAUGUUCAGCAGAUGGAAUUAGCGCAUAUGUAGUUGAAUAUGUUGGUGACGAAAAUAUAAUGUACAAUAAUGGAAAUACACCUUUUUCUUCUAAUGGUUUAUUAAACAAUUUGGGAAAAACAAUGGAAGGAAGUAAUUAUUCCUUUAAUGGAGUACCAGUAAAUCAAAAGUAA
Plasmodium falciparum 3D7 is the source of this 3957-nucleotide messenger RNA. RefSeq names its product inner membrane complex protein 1f (gene IMC1f). The record is from RefSeq and is a predicted model, not a curated record. NCBI's taxonomy places the organism in Eukaryota, Apicomplexa, Aconoidasida, Haemosporida, Plasmodiidae.